AUGAAAUUCAAUACUACCGCUAGAUUUGCGUCCAGCGUGUUCCUUCUCGCGUUGGUUCCUGCAGCUCGAGCUUUGCCACAAUGGCUUCAACCACAACUUCGUAAUGCCAAUGCAGAUGCAUUUGCUCCUCGAGAUUAUACAAUCUAUGAGAGAGCGGACGGUAUUCAAGAUCGCUAUACACCAUAUGGAUAUGGACCUCAGCCUACCUACACAACAAAACCUGUCACAAGCGCUGACCCUGAAGAGAGUUCAUCGUCAAGUACUCAAAUUGGGUCUGCUUCUGCCUCUGCCUCUGGCUCUUCUGUCAGUGGUGUCAGUGGUGUCAGUGGUGUCAGUGGUGUCAGUGGUGUCAGUGGUAUACUUUACACCGGCACUUUUCCCGUUAGUUUCUCCACUGGUCCAGCAUCUGUUGAACCUUCGACUGUUACUUCUUCCACUGCUGCAUACUCUACAAUCACGGUUUCGGUUUCUGCUACAGAAGCUUCUCCUUCCGCUUCUCCUUCGGCUUCUUCCUCGGCUUCUGCCUCGAGCUAUGAUCCAGGAACUUCUGCAGGAGCAGAGACUACAUCUUCGGAAUCGGAUGGUAUUUCAGCAACAACACCAGGAGCAACAGACGCAACUUCCUCGGAGUAUAAUGGCAGUUCACCAACAACACCUGCAAGCACAUAUGACCCAUCUGUUACCACUUCACCGGAAUACUCUUCUUCAAGCCCGAGUACCACCACUUCCGCUCACUGCAAUCACAACAAUUGCCUUCGGGAAUUCAUUCGAUCUUCUUCCAUUGUUGGUCCAUUUUGUGCUACAUAUACUUUGACUGAGAAUACUGCCACGACAGAUCUCCCUACAUAUGUUUCACAAUGUCAUGAUUCGCCUUCGAGGAUCUCAUCUGCAUGUUCUUGUUUAAACACUGGUGCCACCACUACUCCAGGAAAUGUUGGUAGUAGCACGCCUUCAGCACCAAGUGGAACAGAAAGCACCUCUCCAGCAGGUGGAGCGCCAACUUCUUCAGUGGUUCCCAGUUCUUCAUAUUCGUCACCUACCGGCUCCGAAUCUUCUGCUAGCCAAAGCUCCUCUGUUACUAGUUCUCAAAGUUUGGGCUCUACUGUAACAGAUACUCAGACCUACACGAUCACUCCUACCAUCACAGUACCAUCUGUAAGCCAGACUACAACACCGUCAGGAGAAGAAACAACAACUCCACAAGGGGGCGAGACGACAGCUCCUUCCUCUGGGGGCGAGACAACGACAACUCCGCAAGGAAGUGAUACGACAACAACUUCGCAAAGAGGUGAGACCACAACCACUCCAGCAGUUAGUGAGUCAACAGCUACUCCAACAGGGGGAGAAACGAUAACAACUCCGCAAGGAGGUGAGACGACCCCUUACCAAUCAGGGAGUGAGACCACAACCGCACCUUAUAGCGGUACCACCAUCACAAGUGGAGAAAUUACCUCAAGUGAAAGCUCAAGCAAUCCUAGCUAUUCUUCAGGAGCAUCAAGUACUGCGUCUCUCAGUCCUACCGUUCCACCUUUUACACUUGGAAAUUCAUCCAUCCCUGUUGGCCCAACUGGUACAUCUCCUUCAUCUUAUAUUUCUGCUAGUUCAUCAUCUGCAGGUCAAUACACAAAUACUUCGGCCUCGGCAACCGGUCCUGUCACUUCUGGAUUCUCGUCUACUAUAUCUGGUGGCAUCUCAUUAUCGACACCAGGAAGCUCGAGUGGUGGUAGUGCACCCUAUACAAUUUCGACAUCGGGAGCGGCUCCGACAACUUCGGUCUCUCCUUUAGGGACUGCACCACUAACUUAUCCAUAUCAAACAGGCACAGGAAUUUCACCAAGUGGGAGUAGCUCGGGCGGCGUUUCCAGUUCUACUUCUGCACCUUUAUACACAAAUUCGACCACUUUAGCUAGUUCAACCUACCUUGGUACUGCACCUUUGUCUUCCGGCUCAUCGGGAAGUAGUAUUUUGUCGACAGGAACUCCAUCAUAUACUUCCAUAUACCCGCUGAACUCGACAACCGUUUCAAGUGGUGUAAUCGGCUCCACAGGGUCAAGUGUACCUGGUGGCAUUAGUUCUAGCUCAUCUGCCAGCGCCCCUUAUCCAACAGGUAAUAAUGCUUCAACGACUACUGGUCCAACUGGCACAGGUUCCACACCAACAUCCUCCUUCCUAGGAACUGGUACAUCGGGAUCUUCUGUCUCGGGUAUUAUAAGCUCUUCUCCAGGAUCCAUCCCAUACUAUCCUUAUGGGAAUAGUACUCCAUGUACAAAUGGUCCAACAGCUUCAGGAACAGGAAGCCAAAGUUCAGUGUCGGGUGGGCUUCAAUCAAGUUCCGCUCUUCCAAGCUCCGGUAGCCCUCAAUCUUCUAGUGUAUCGGGCGGAAUUAAUUCAUCUGUUGGUUCUUCUGCACCCUAUCCAAUUUAUAAUGCUACUGCAACAGCAGGCCCUACAGACCCUGGCACAUCGAUAUCUGAAGGUCUUACUUCUGUGACUUCUGCACCACUUAACACUGGCAGCUCAUCAUCAUCGAGUGUCUCAGGUGGCAUUAGUUCUUCGCCAGCAUCUUCGCAACCUUAUCCCUACGGAAAUUAUACUCUCCCAUCGCUUGGAACAGGUACAGGAGGUGCAGCUACAUCAACAACUUUCAACUCCGGAAGUUUUCCAUCAAGCACUGGAACAGUGCCUUUAGGAACAGGAAGCUCGAACACUGAUUCCGGCUCAUCAACAUCAGUUCCAUACCCCACUCCUUCAAAUGGAACUUCAACUGCUGGGCCAACUGGGACUUCACCAAUUUCAAGCAGUGUUUCCGGCCCAUCUUCGUCAGCUCCAUACCCAACUUCUGGAAAUAGCACUUUGACUAGUGGAUCAACCGGACCAACAGGGACCUCACCACUCUCGAGCACUGGCACAUUGCCUUUAGGAACAGGAAGUUCAAGUACUGAUUCUGGUUCGCCAUCAUCAAUUCCAUAUCCAACUGCUUCAAAUGGAACCUUAAGCAGUGGACCAACUGGACCAUCAGGAACUUCACCAAUCUCAAGUUCAAAUCCAUCGUCGGUUGCGGUUAAUCCAACAACUAUUGGUAACAGUACUUCAGUGACUCCAACCUCAUCUGCUAGCACUUAUGACCCUAAUGGAUCUACUUCCAGCCAAAUCACUGGAGUAACCUCUUUGUCAUCAUAUUCAGCAACUGGUUCGUUCAACACAAGCAGUGGAGUUUCACCAACUUCAUCUUCGCCCUCAGGUGGCUUUGGUACAUCGAUCACAUCAGGAACACCAACUCCAUCCACGUUUGUAACAUCAGUAUCAACUGGAACAUAUGCUGGCACAAAUUCUACCAUCCUCUCAACCGCAUCAACUUCUGACUCUGGUUCUCCAACGAGUUCAUCAGACUCGUCAAGUGCUGCGCCUUCUACAAGUACUUCUACACCAACCUAUUCUCCACCGCCAACUUAUGCUCCACCACCACCACCAUACUAUGCACCUCCUCCACCAAAUUACUAUGGUUGGGGAACAUGGGGCAGAAAGCAUCAAAACAGAGAUGCUGAAAAUGUUCAUCGUUGA
This is a messenger RNA of Sclerotinia sclerotiorum 1980 UF-70, 3561 nucleotides long. RefSeq lists its product with no specific name. Bases 1 to 3561 code for a protein of 1186 amino acids. The transcript has 3 exons. Lineage: Eukaryota; Fungi; Ascomycota; Leotiomycetes; Helotiales; Sclerotiniaceae. The record is from RefSeq and is a predicted model, not a curated record.